Messenger RNA from Funneliformis caledonium, 1121 nucleotides. Lineage: Eukaryota; Fungi; Glomeromycota; Glomeromycetes; Glomerales; Glomeraceae. The record is from the annotation of a GenBank genome assembly.
AAGCAAAAAGACUUCAAGUUGCCUUGGAACAUCUGGUGAAAAAUAAAUCAGAUUUAAAGAAACAAAAAGCUCAAUAUUUGCUUGAUGUUUUUGAGACAAUGAGCGUGUACGCUCUGCUUACUUUAUGGUGUUCAUUAGAUCCUGUUGUGCGAGUGCCUAUGUAUCACCUGACCUUACAACGUUCAUUAGAUCCCAUUGUGGUCUGCUUUGCCAAAGAUCGAGAUGGAUACACUACAUCUUAUCCAAACAGUCCAAUAGUGAAUAAUCUGGAAAAUGGACUAAAACCAAAGAGAUGGGCUAAGACUGAUGAUAAGUCUUACACUUCAUCUGCCAGAACUAGUGAUGAUAUGUAUAAGAGUGUGGAUGAUGAGCUUGAAAAAUCUGAAAAAAGUGAUGAGAAAGAUGAAUUGAGGUUAGACAUGAAAGAAAUUGGAUUCAAAGAAUACAUUGAUCAAGGGGAUAAACAUAUGGAUAACUAUUCAGAAACACAAGUAAAAACAUUCUCUAGAGAAAUGCUCAAAGAUCUUAGAGAGGAUAUUAAAUCAAAGUUAAUCAGAAAAGAAAAAGAAACAAGGGGUGUAAAAUCAAUCUUACAAGAGUAUAUUGAGGUUGCUAAUGAUGGUAGAUUACAUGAACUUUACGAAACUAUUACUGAGUCUUAUACUAUUCCAUUAUAUUUAUUGAAAGAAAUUAUGAGCAAAAAGACACUUGUGGCAAAUAUAAUAAGUCUAGUGUUACGAAUUUUUUUUCAUAAUUUAUACAUAUAUCCUACAAUUUGGCUGAACACAUCCAGCACUAGCGCAAAGAUUCAAAAACUUGCUAUCAAUGAUCCUUUCUGGGCUAAACAACCCGAUAUGAUCAGAAAAAUUGUCAAUAAUGGAAAAAUUAUUUUUGAAACGAUGUUUAGGGAAGUGACAGGUAAGAGUAAGAAUAAUACAGAAAAAAAGAACCUAAUCGAUCUAAUUAGGUUGGGAUUAUUUAUGAAAGAUGCAUUAGAUAAUAUUUUGCCUAAGACCAGUGUUAAUCAGAUUUUUGCUUGGCAAGUUAUUGUGAUAAAAUGGACUGGUUAUAUGAUGACUUUAAUUAGUCCUGGAAUUUAUGUCAUAGAUACUGAUGAUAAU